AAAGUACUUUGCAGAAAAGGAAAUGAGUAAUGUUUGAGCGAUUCAAAUGUACGUAGCACAUUUCCUUUUGUCAGAAAUUAGCUGUCAUCUGUCAACUGCGAGAAUGAGUAGGAAACAGCUUGAACCGUGUCUCAAAGCGAAGGCUCUUUACGUUUGCAAUUUGCACACCCACACAUUCAUGGGCAAUCAUUUCUGCCUGCUUUUGCUAAUCAGUAGCUUUAAGAAGAGAGACUUGCCAGUUGAAAAACAUAUUCCCAUGCGUCUCAUAAUGUAUUUUCUUGAUGCUCAAGAGCCUUUCUUUCUGUCCUCCAGCCCCUGGUUGAGUUUCCAUGGAAGUCAGCGUUAACUUCACACGGUGUUACUUUCUGAGAAAACCCCAUGUGUCACUGCCUCCUCCUGGAUUCAUGAUUAAGUGGACUCUCAGAUGCACACUGCUCUUAAAUUACACCUCUUGCGAUUGCAGGAUAGCAAUUACUAUGCCAAUACGCCUGUCUGAUUAAGAUCAAAUUGUUGUUUACAUACCGCAAUCUCCAAAAAACACGAUUAAUAUGUUUUUCCGGAGAAGUCACUUCAGUUUUUUUCAGCAGCCCACCAAUUUUCUAGUCACCACACUGGUACUUUAAAAGAGCUUUUUUGCAUUUUUCACAGGAGAAAUAUCAGUUUAAAUGAAGGGUGUGCGCUGUUGAGAACUGCUGGUUUGAAGUAGACGUAUUAUUAUGCAUUAAUCUCCGUCGUUUUAAUGAGCGCCGGCUCCGGCGUGAUUGGUGCACUUGAAUUAAAAGCAGUCAGCGAACACAAGUCAGAGUCGACAAACGCCGCUCGGUCAUUCUCGGGCAGCAACAGUGCUCACUUCACACUGUGCCCUUUUCCCCUCCUCCUCCUCCUCCUCUCGCCGCUCCCUCCCUCGUUUCCUGCGAAGAAGUAUCUGUUGAAAGAGUGGGGGCACGGCAGCUGAACGUACGGCAAGAACGCAGGGAGCUUAAUUAAACUGCUCUUCAACUGUGCCAAAGUGGAGCAGCUUGGAGGCACUGGUUGAGAUCAGAAUCAAAACUGGUGAGACGGCUGGAGAAAUCCUUGAGAUCUUCAUGUCUGCGAGUGAAGAAUAAAGCAGGACUCAAAGUACACUUGAGGAGAGCCACAGUUGUUCCAGGAGAACUCUGAAACCGCUUGUGAACCACUGAGAUUGAGGGCGAGAGGGGCAAGAUGGGCGCUUUGAUGGUGAUAUUUUCUCUGCAAACCAAACAAAGGAGAAAAAGGACAGAUAGUGUUGAGGAUGAGCUGGAGCUGUCUGCUGUACGGCAUCGACCAGAAGCUUUGGAGCAGCUGGAGGCUCAAACGCGUUUCUCACGCAAAGAGCUUCAAAUCCUCUAUCGGGGCUUUAAGAAUGAAUGCCCCAGUGGUGUGGUCAACGAAGACACAUUUAAGGAAAUUUACUCUCAGUUCUUCCCACAGGGAGAUGCAUCAACGUAUGCACAUUUUCUGUUCAAUGCAUUCGACACAGAUCACAACGGCUCUGUCAGUUUUGAGGAUUUUGUGAUGGGUCUUUCCAUUCUCUUACGAGGCACCGUUCAGGAGAAGCUUAACUGGGCAUUUAACCUGUAUGAUAUUAAUAAAGAUGGAUAUAUAACAAAAGAGGAAAUGUUAGAUAUCAUAAAGUCCAUCUAUGACAUGAUGGGGAAAUGCACAUAUCCCAUACUUAAAGAGGAAACUCCACGACAGCAUGUGGAGAUAUUUUUCCAGAAAAUGGACAAAAACAGGGAUGGAGUGGUCACUAUAGAUGAAUUUAUAGACUGCUGUCAAAAUGACGAGAACAUCAUGAGAUCAAUGCAGCUUUUUGAGAACGUCAUUUAACAUGUGAAUGGACUCUGUUGGCGGGCCAGCUCACAUAACCACCUUUAUACUCCACAAACCCGACGUCCUCGAUGAUACACGUCUGAUUACUAGCAGUGCUUUACCCAUAAACCAAAAUUAACAGCAUUUUUAAAAUCAAAGAAAUUUUAUUAUUAUUUUUUUUUCAUAUACUUGUAAAACAUGUAUACCUUUAUUUGCAGUAGAUAAAUAGUCUGUUAAUCAUCUUUUUCUCCAAAUUUGUGAAAUAACUAGAAGCCAGAAGAAGUAACAUUUCCUACACUGGCCCUUAAACACAAACAGAAUGAAUUUCUGUGCGUCAAUCCAUUUUUAAAUUGCAACAAUUUACAAGGAAUAUUUGACAUACAAUUUACUUAACUCCUUAGUUAAAGGAAUAGUUCACCCAAAAAUGAUCAUUAGCUGAAAAUUUACUUGAACUCAGGCCAUCCAAGAUGUACAGCUUGUUUCUUUAUGGGAUCAGAUUUGGAGAAAUGUAGCCUUACAUCACUUGCUCACCAAUGGAUCCUCUGCGGUGAAUGGGUGCCGUCAGAAUAAGAGUCCACACAGCUGAUAAAAACAUCACAAUAAUCCACACCACUCCAGUCCAUCAAUUAAUGUCUUGUGAAAUGGAAAGCUGCAUGUUUGUAAAAAGCAAAUGCAUCAUUAAGGCAUUUUAACUUUAAAUUGUUGCUUCUAACCAAAAUACAAGUCCAUAAUCCAUAAUAAUGCUUCCUCCAUUAAAGAAGUCUAUCCCCUGUUGUCCAUAUUUCUUAGGAGCUGAUUUAGACUGUUUUUACUUGUAAACGAUGCUUGAUCUGUGCAGAUUUCUCUUCUGAUUGAGGCAAGGUGACUUUUUCACUGGAGGAAGAAUAUUAUGGAAAGAGGAUAUGAAUUUUAACCUGGAAGCAACAGUUUGAAGUUAAAAAGAAGUGACACUUUAAUGAUGGAUUUGUUUCUUAUAAAUACACAGCUUUUCAAUGCACAAGACAUUAACUGAUGAACUGGAGCGGUGUGGAUUACUUGUGGAUUAUUGUGAUGUUUUUAUCAGCUGUUUGGACUCUCAUUCUGACGGCACCCAUUCACUGCAGUGGAUCCAUUGGUGAGCAAAUUAUGAAAUGCAAAAUUUUUCCAACUCUAUACUAUUUAUUUAAAGUUAUUCCUUUAAGUUACUAAUGUGUCACACACAUAGUAUGACAAUAAAAAUUCACCACAUAACACAAAUUCAUGGUAUAUUAACUGUUUCCGUUUUUAAGCACAAUUAGUAAUAAACCAUACUUCUUUCAUUCAAUAAGUACAAACCUGUGACUCUGCAGCCUUUAGAUUUCUACAGAAUCAUUCCAGAAUGUUCUUAACUACAACAGCGGGUCCAGCCAAAACAGGUGGAAAGUCAAAUAAAGAUGAAGAUGUUGUAUGUUUUCUAAAAUAUAUUUAAAAUAGAUCUUUACAAUUCUUUUUUUUUUAUUAUUAUUUGUUCAGAAUCAUUUGCCAACUAGAUAAAUAUUCUAUAUUAUAGAUUUGGAAGCUACAGGUAGCAAAUCAAAGCACACAUGUUGUAUUUGUCUUAGGGAACAUUGUUACAAAGUAAUGCUGCUUAUAUUAUAAUGUCCUUGUGAAAAAUGUCACAUUAUGUUUACAUGUUUCCAACACUAUAUCACUGUUCUCUUACCGUGUGGGUUUAUUUAUUGAGCUAACUAAGUACAUCAGGCUGUCUGUAGCCAUACAGUAUUUGUUUUCAUUUGGAGGUUUUGACCAUCAGUAUUUGUGUGUCUGCAAAGAAGCUCUGUUAAUGUCUUUCAAAGCAUCACUUAAAGAGAUAGUUCACCCAAAAAUGAAAAUUCUGUCGUCGUUUUCUUACCUUCCACUUGUUCCAAACCUGUAUGAGUUUCUUUCUUCUGUUUAACACAAAAGAAGAUAUUUUGAAGAAUGUUGGUAACCAAAAGUUUGACGGUAGCCAUUGACUUCCAUAGUAUUUUUUUUUUUUUCAUUACUAUGGAAGUCCACUGUUUGGUUACCAUCAUUCUUCAAAAUAUCUUCUUUUGUGCUCAACAGGAGAAAGAAACUCGUACAGGUUUGGAACAAGUCUUAUAGCGUCUAGAGUUGAUUUCAGGAUGUUCCGACUUAUUACCCCACAAAAUAUUUGUAGCCUACCUUAAUUAAGAAGUUAUUUAGCAUUAAACAUUACUUUUACAUAUAGAAUAUUUUGUAACUGUGGGCAAAUCAUAAUAUUUAAAAAAGUUAUAAAUGUAGUAGUUCACCAAGAGUACAAUGUUCUCUACAACAUCGCCACCUAGUGGACAUAAAUUACAGUGGCUCACAACAUGAUUUAUGGAAUAAAAUUGAAGAAUUAAUUUCACAAAAUAACACGCCACAAAAAUGAACGGUCAAUAUUUAGAUCCAGUAUUGUUCCCAUAUUCUGCCUUUAGAGUCACUUGGGCUCAGUUGCAACAAGCUUCCAUUAAAAUCAUAAUCAUACCUCGCACAAAUCUUAGAUGAAUCCCUGUGUGAAAAUGUUUCCUUCGUGCAUUUCUGUUAUGAGCAGCAGUUUCCACACCUGCAACAAUAAUUCUCAAAGCUUGACAUGUGAACUUUCAAAGUCUUAACCUGUAGACCAGAGAACAAGAGAGAGAUGUGAAGUCAUUUGAGUUUUAUAACUGUGUAUAAAUAUAAACAGGCCGGUCCAGACAUCAGAUUAAAUAGAAUUAAUACAUCGAUUUGUAUUUCAAAUGUGUGUGUAGAUAUUUCAUACAUUGCAAACUUUUUCAUUUUGUUGCAUUCUCCCAGUUUUAUUUCCAAAUCUUACUUUUUCCUUAUUCCAAUUAUGCAAAUAAUGUUUAUCUUCAUGGGUUCUAGAUCAUACUGUACUGUCUAAUAAGAACACUUGAUUGUCUGUCAGUUUACUUUUAUUAGUUUUGCAACCUGCAUGCCUGAUUCACAUGAGCUUGUCCAGGAGAAGAGUGCAUGAGCUUUUCCCUACUCUAGAAAUCAGUGCCUUUCUUUGUUAUUUCUCAUCCCAGACAACCUGUACUUUCUGUCUGAUUUGAUUGUAAUUGAGUUACAGUAUAGGAUGUGAUUCUUUUUCGUCCAUUUCUGAAAACAACGCUAUGUCAUGCUGUAUUUGAGGUUUCCCAUUGACGUUUUCCCAUUGAGAGGCGUGAGAGCCUGACAGCUGCAUGUGUAGAGAGUGAAGAAGGCUUCACGGUGUUAGCGAACGGCCUUUAGUGAUGGGAAGAGCUGACUGGAGCAGAUCUAGCGCUCUGUGUGCCUAUCCCAAGCUUCUCUGUGGAACUAGACGAGUGUAUUUUGUAACAUAGAGUCAAUAAACCGCUCAGAAUGUA
Onychostoma macrolepis is the source of this 5183-nucleotide messenger RNA. RefSeq names its product potassium voltage-gated channel interacting protein 4a (gene kcnip4a). Gene Ontology annotation, cellular component: voltage-gated potassium channel complex. Gene Ontology annotation, biological process: regulation of potassium ion transmembrane transport. Lineage: Eukaryota; Metazoa; Chordata; Actinopteri; Cypriniformes; Cyprinidae. The record is from RefSeq and is a predicted model, not a curated record. Gene Ontology annotation, molecular function: potassium channel regulator activity; calcium ion binding. The transcript has 8 exons. The coding region runs from base 1204 to 1851 and encodes 215 amino acids.